UGCCACUUUCCACUCUUUUCUAGAGAAGACCGGAUUCAUCAUGUCCAUCGAAAAGAUCCAUGCCAGGGAGAUUUUGGAUUCCCGCGGGAACCCCACUGUUGAGGUGGAUUUGUGCACACAGAAAGGCAUGUUCCGAGCAGCAGUUCCCAGCGGGGCUUCUACUGGCAUCUAUGAAGCUCUGGAGCUACGAGACGAUGACAAAUCACGAUUCCUAGGAAAAGGGGUCCUGCAGGCCGUGGAUCAUAUCAACAACACUAUUGCUCCAGCUCUCCUGAGCUCUGGCCUCUCAGUUGUGGAUCAAGAGAAGAUAGACAACCUUAUGAUAGAGAUGGAUGGAACAGAGAACAAAUCCAAGUUUGGAGCCAACGCCAUCCUUGGGGUGUCCCUGGCUGUGUGCAAGGCAGGAGCUGCAGAGAAGGAAGUCCCGCUAUAUCGACACAUUGCUGACCUGGCUGGGAAUUCAGACCUCAUCUUGCCUGUUCCUGCUUUCAAUGUGAUCAAUGGAGGCUCACACGCCGGGAACAAGCUAGCCAUGCAGGAGUUUAUGAUCCUGCCUGUAGGGGCAGAAAGCUUUCGGGAUGCCAUGCAGAUUGGGGCCGAGGUCUACCACAACCUCAAGAGUGUCAUCAAGGAGAAGUAUGGCAAGGAUGCCACCAAUGUGGGAGAUGAGGGUGGCUUUGCCCCCAACAUCCUAGAGAAUAGUGAAGCUCUGGAACUCCUCAAGGAAGCCAUUGACAAAGCUGGCUAUACUGACAAGAUUGUUAUUGGCAUGGAUGUGGCAGCAUCUGAGUUCUACCGUGAUGGCAAAUAUGACUUGGAUUUCAAAUCCCCUGAUGACCCUAGCCGCUAUAUCUCUGCAGAUGAGCUUGGUGACCUCUACCAAAGCUUUGUACAUGAUUACCCAGUUGUCUCCAUUGAGGAUCCCUUUGAUCAGGAUGACUGGGCAGCCUGGACCAAGUUCACGGCCAACGUGGGGAUUCAGAUUGUGGGGGAUGACCUGACAGUGACAAACCCCAAACGCAUUGAACGAGCUGUUGAGGAAAAGGCCUGCAACUGCCUCUUGCUCAAAGUCAACCAGAUUGGAUCAGUCACAGAGGCCAUUCAAGCCUGCAAAUUGGCUCAAGAGAACGGCUGGGGAGUGAUGGUGAGUCACCGAUCUGGGGAGACUGAAGACACCUUCAUUGCUGACCUGGUGGUGGGCCUGUGCACUGGACAGAUAAAGACAGGAGCCCCUUGCAGGUCUGAGAGACUGGCCAAAUACAACCAGCUCAUGAGGAUUGAAGAAGAGCUGGGGGAUGAAGCUCGCUUCGCUGGACACAACUUUCGCAAUCCAAGUGUUCUUUGAACAUUGUCUAUGGUGCACGGCAAAUCCCCAGCUAAUUCCCAAUGCACAGACUCUGAAGCUACCUUCCCUGCACCUUAACCCCUUCUCUCUGUCUCUCUCUCCUCCUUUGCCACUCAGCCAUCUGGUUUCCUGUCUCCCUAAGUCCCUGUGAGUUCAGGUAUCCCUAGCUCUCAAGCAAAUGGUAAAAAUUAGUUUUCCCUUUGUCUCUUGCUUUGGGGUAUUGUAGGCAUGUCUGAGACUCUGUAUUUUGUGUGGGUUUUUUUCAUCUGUCUGCAGAUCUAUUUGAGUCAUUCUGCUUGUGUAUUAGGCUGUAUGAACAUGUCUAUGGCAUCUCUCAAAGAGCACGGUGAAUGUGUGCACUGAUUAGUGUGGAUUUACAUAGUUAGGUGCCUGACUAUGUGUGGUUUUAGUGACUAUUCAGUGCAUGGGGCUGUAGGUCUUUGUGUCAGUAUAUAUAUCUCUGCUGGCCUUCAAGCUUAUUAUUGCCCUAAGUGUGUCUGCUGAAGUGAGUUGGAGCCCAUGUGUUUAGUUGUUGGACUCUGAAUGUUGUGUUUGUAUUGAGCUAUAUCCUUAGGCAACUUAACACUGAGGUGCUCUGCUGUGGCACAGGUUGGUGUGUGCAUAUUGUGACUCUCUGGGUCAGUCUCUCCAUGGUUUGUUGUGGGUCAGUGUUGUAGUGUGUGGGGGUGUUAAAAACAUGUUGGAAACAAACACAUGCCCUCAGUCUGCUUCAUCUGAUCUUGCUCCCCCUGUCUCCUUUCCCUAUCUUUUUCUUCACUUUCUUCUGCCACCCCUACCAUCUGCUUUGUCCUCUGGACAGUCACCCUCAGCUGAGCAACAGAGACUAAAAAAACAAGGCCCUAAACUUAAUUAAAAUAUAUUUCACACCUGAGUUCCUGACAUUUCUCUCUGCACAUUA
This is a messenger RNA of Alligator sinensis (Chinese alligator), 2264 nucleotides long. RefSeq names its product enolase 2 (gene ENO2). The transcript has 11 exons. Gene Ontology annotation, cellular component: phosphopyruvate hydratase complex. Lineage: Eukaryota; Metazoa; Chordata; Crocodylia; Alligatoridae. The record is from RefSeq and is a predicted model, not a curated record. The coding region runs from base 41 to 1345 and encodes 434 amino acids. Gene Ontology annotation, biological process: glycolytic process. Gene Ontology annotation, molecular function: phosphopyruvate hydratase activity; magnesium ion binding.